AUGAAGUCCAAACGUACGAAGAAGACUGAUGAUGGUUCUUCUAAGAAACAAAUCAAAGAGUCUAAAUCUACGAAGGUUCCAAAGAAGUUACCAAUUACUGAAGCAGAGCCAAAUUUACAGGAAGUUUCAGUUGCUGAUACACCCUUGACUCAAAAGAAAUUAUUCCUUCGAAGACCGGUGUUUUUCGAAAAAAUCAAAAUGAAAUCAAAGCACAAGAGCCGAUCUCCACUCAUGAAUGUUGUCCGAAAGCCACAGGUUACUCAUCAAGGACUUCUAUUUCGUGAAGUUCCAGCGCCUGCUUCACCCUCAUCAAAGAAACGAAGGGCUGCUGAUAUGGCUAAACACAUUUCCAAGAAGAAGAAGAAGAAAAUCAAAAUGACCAUCUCUUCUGAGUCUACAGCUGAUGAAGAUGAAACUAUUCUAAAGACUCCUGAAGCCAAUCUUAACAAAGAUACUUCUACUCCUACCCAGACAAUUGUUAUACCAUCUGAAGAUUUGAUUGCCAAGUCAUUAUUUGAGGAGGCCUGA
Messenger RNA from Lactuca saligna, 528 nucleotides. The record is from the annotation of a GenBank genome assembly. Lineage: Eukaryota; Viridiplantae; Streptophyta; Magnoliopsida; Asterales; Asteraceae.